AUGACAGCGGCUGCUGAGCGGCUGGGCAUAUUGUGCGCCAGGAUUGGCCUCUGCAGCAGAAACGAGGCUGCCAAAUAUGCGAGACUCGGGCAAAUCUUGGUGGAUGGUCAGCCAGCGAAGAGUGCGGCUGCCCUCGUGUCCAGCACUGCGACCAUUGAGCUGACCCCUCGGGCACAGCGCAUGCAGGACGACAAAGUGACCAUCCUGCUGCACAAGCCGGCCCACUAUGCCUCCUGCAGGGCAGGGAAGGGCGUCCCGUUGGCCCGAAAGCUCCUGGUGCCUGAAAACCGGGCGCCAAGCUGUCGAACUCGACAUGACCCGCGCCAGCUAAGCAAGCUGGAUGCGGCGGAUGUUCUGGACGAGGCUACGAGCGGAGCCCUCUUGUUCUCGCAGGACGGCCGGGUUUCGACGACUGUCGCGCGAGAUCCCCUGGUUGAGAAGGAAUAUGACAUCGUGACAACGGGUGAGGUCACGUCUGGCCAACUAUCAGCUCUUCAGCUAAACCUCAGCACUUUCUGCGAGCAGGAGGCUCAUGUCCGGGUGGUGCCUGGCUACAUUCCCCGCGCAGAAAAAGCUCGGAUGCUGAAGGAGGACCCUGCAGCUGUCGUUGAGGAGGCGAAGCCCAGCACGUCCUCGCGCCUUCAAGUGGUCUUCAGUGGGACCUUGACUUCAUCUGCUCUACGGCAGAUGUGUGCACAGGCCGGGCUCCUUCUCUUCCGAGUCUCGAGUUCCAGUGACAUGGCGACCAUUGAGUACGAUGACGGCGGUAUCAACAGGACUUCAAAGGCAUUGACACAGCCGAAGUCGCAGGGGGCCUCCCAAGCGAUGCUGCAUGCUGUUGGCAUGAAGAAGGAAGAUCUCAACAAAGCGCAGGUUGGAAUUUGCUCUGUGUGGUAUCAGGGCAACCCAUGCAACAUGCACCUUCUUUCUUUGGGGGAUGAUGUCAAGAAGGAAGUGGACAAGGAUCCCAAGAUGUACGGCUUCCAAUUCAACACGAUUGGAGUUUCGGACGGUAUGUCCAUGGGUACCAAAGGCAUGAUGUACUCCUUGCCGUCCCGCGAGAUCAUCGCCGACAGCAUCGAAUCAGUCAUGGGAGCUCAAUUUUAUGACGCCCUUGUGACAAUUCCUGGAUGCGACAAGAACAUGCCAGGCUGCGUCAUGGCCAUGAUCCGGAUGAACCGGCCCUCUUUGAUGCUCUAUGGCGGAACCAUUGCAUCUGGGCGCUCCUGCAAGGGCGAAGACCUUGACAUCGUGUCCACCUUCGAGGCGUAUGGUAAGUUCAUUGCUGGGACCAUCUCUGACGAGGACCGAGCAGACAUCGUGCGGAAUGCCUGUCCCGGGCCUGGGGCAUGUGGUGGCAUGUACACUGCCAACACCAUGGCGACGGCCACCGAGGCCCUGGGGCUUUCGCUUCCUUACUCGAGCUCCUCGCCAGCCACGUCACCUGAGAAGCGAGCAGAGUGCGAACGGGUGGCGAAAUGCGUCAAGGCCAUGCUGGAAAGAAAUCUGAAGCCCUUGGACAUCGUCACAAAGAAGUCUUUUGAGAACGCCAUCGUGCUCGUCAACGCGUUAGGCGGAUCGACGAACGCAGUGCUUCACCUGCUUGCGAUUGCAGCAACUGCUGGUAUCGAGCUCAGCAUAGAUGAUUUCCAACGGAUUAGCGACAAGACCUCGCUGGUUGCCGAUUUGAAGCCCAGCGGAAAAUACCGGAUGGAGGACGUGCACCGCAUCGGUGGCAUACCCGCUGUCAUGAAGUAUUUGCUCAAGCUUGGCUGGCUGCACGGAGACUGCCUCACAUGCACUGGGCAGACGUUGGCCCAGAAUCUGGCCAGUGUUCCGGAUCUGGAUUUUGGUGCGCAGAGCGUGAUGCUACCAUUGGAGAAGUGCAUUCAGAAGACAGGCAACAUCAAGAUUUUGCGAGGCAAUCUUUGCGUAGAUGGUGCUGUCGCCAAGAUCACGGGUAAGGAGGGCACUUCCUUCACAGGCAAGGCGAACGUCUUCGACAGCGAGGAACUGAUGCUGAAGGGCCUGGAACAAGGCAAGAUCAACAAGGGAGAUUUCAUCGUGAUUCGCUAUGAGGGCCCAAAGGGUGGCCCUGGGAUGAGAGAGAUGCUAACACCAACGAGUGCGCUUAUGGGUGCCGGACUGGGGAAGUACGUGGCGUUGAUGACAGACGGCCGCUUCUCGGGUGGAUCGCAUGGCUUCAUCAUCGGCCACGUGUCUCCAGAGGCCUUCAUCGGUGGAGCGAUUGCGUUGAUUCAGAAUGGUGAUAUGAUUACCGUGGAUGCAACAAAGCUGCAGCUCUUUAUGGAUGUGUCCGACGAGGAGCUCGCAAAACGAAAAGCCGCGUGGAAACCGCCGCCGCCGAAUGUGAAGACAGGAUACCUUGCCAAGUAUGCAAAGCUUGUUGCGUCCGCUAGCCUGGGCUGCGUGACGGAUCGAUAA
Molecule: messenger RNA, 2445 nt
Organism: Symbiodinium sp. CCMP2456
Lineage: Eukaryota; Dinophyceae; Suessiales; Symbiodiniaceae
Source: the annotation of a GenBank genome assembly